Messenger RNA from Coregonus sp. 'balchen', 1708 nucleotides. NCBI's taxonomy places the organism in Eukaryota, Metazoa, Chordata, Actinopteri, Salmoniformes, Salmonidae. The record is from the annotation of a GenBank genome assembly.
AUGAGUAGUCCCGAUGCGGGUUACGCCAGUGACGAUCAGACCCAGGCUAGGUGCGCGAUGUCAGUCAUGAUGCCUGGAAUGGGACACUGUCAGUGGGGAGACCCCCUGAGCCCUCUCGGCGACACCAAAGUGAAGAGCGAGUCGUGCGCGACCAGCUCCGGGAACCAGAACCGUGGAAAGACUGAGCCGCGGAUCCGGCGACCCAUGAAUGCGUUCAUGGUGUGGGCAAAGGAUGAGCGCAAGCGACUGGCACAACAAAAUCCGGACCUGCACAAUGCGGAGUUGAGCAAAAUGUUGGGUAAGACAAUAAAAGUAGGCUUAAUUGAUUGUGUGAGCCUGUUACUUCCAUGAUAUUUAUAAAGACCAAUGUGAAUUUCUUAUUGAGCAAGUAUUUAAUUUUUAUAUAAUAAGUGACCAAAUGCUUAGUGAAUUAUUGUUAUUUUAAACAGUGUGUUGUCACGUGAAAGCAUAAUGAAUUUAUUCUUUGAGAAAUAUGAUAAAUAUUAUUGUAAGCUUACUUCAGUGAUUUUGGUUUGUAGUAUUUGAGUAGGGCCUAAUUUACAUGAAAAAGCACAUUAUGGAAACUAUCUGCCCUUACUCUGGCCAUUGAAAUAUAGAGUAAGUAACUAAUAUAAUUUCCAAAUGAAUAAUUACAACAAUUACUGCUUUUGAUCAAUAAUAAUAGUGAUGUUAUCAUGUUAUGAAAUCAGUGUUCUCCUGUUGUUACUAAAUUGGCAAAUAGCUAUUUUGGAGCACCACCAGUCCGCAUGCCUGAUGCCGCCAUAUAACUGAUGUGAACUCUGUUCUUGAUCUGUAGGGAAGUCGUGGAAAGCCCUUCCUGUGUCCGAGAAGCGGCCCUUUGUAGAGGAGGCUGAAAGGCUCCGGGUCCAGCACAUGCAGGACCACCCCAACUACAAGUACCGACCCCGGCGGAGGAAGCAGGUGAAGAGGAUUAAGCGUCUGGACUCAGGGUUCCUGGUUCAUGGUGUAUCCGACCACCAGAGCACCUCCCUGGUUGGGGACAGCUGGGAGUAUAAGGAGGGCCUGGGGCUGGGUUACCACCAUGAGCAUAGCUACCAGGUGUCGCCUCAAUCCCUUGUCCACUACCGCGACGCCCAGGCCCUCGGGGGGGCCUUCCUACGAACCCUACAGCCUGCCCACCCCCGACACCUCCCCACUGGACGCCGUGGAAUCAGACUCCAUGUUCUUCCCUGGCCACUCUCAGGAGGAGAGCCACGUGAUGCCCGCAUACGCCUACCACUCCCAGGGGGCAGAGUACCCGCCACAGGACCCUCACUCCAACCAGCACACCAACCACAUGCUCCACAGACACCACUCCUCCCCCACUGAGCAGCAGCAAGUCUCCCAGGCUGGCCCCAUGCCCCCCUCCUUCAACCAACUGGCCAUGUACUACAGCCAGCACUGUAGCCCCAGUCACCCCAAGCGACACCCAGGCCAUGGGGCAGGACAGCGCUCCCCUCCCCCUGACUCCCACCCAGCAGACCAGGUGGAGCAGAUGCACCCCUCAGAGCUGAUAGGGGAGGUGGACCGGAGUGAGUUUGAGCAGUAUCUGAACUCCUCCAGACCUGGGGACAUGACAGGCCUGUCUUAUGGGGCACAUGAGGCCAACAUGCAGGGACCUGAGAGCCUGAUAUCCUCUGUGCUCUCUGAUGCCAGCACAGUGUUCUACUAUAACUACAACUCCUAA